ACGAGUGCCAACAUUUACCUCUGCAGAUUUGUUGCGGCGGUGUGUGCUUCCGAAUCGUCCUCUGUGGGAAUCGAGAAAGUCACCGAUAAUCUUGAGUGGUCCACGGCGACUCUUUGACAGAGCUCUUAAGUCUUCGGACUCCUUUGAAUCUGUGCUUCUCGAGUUGUCGUCGGAUUCAUACCCGGUCUUCGAGGUGCCGUUUACUGAAAGGGAACGAUGCCAGGCCUGCACGACGGCUGACGGAACAAUACGAGUUCUUGGACCACCCAUUGUGGCAGAUCGAGCGUACCUUGAGCGUUUGGCGUACGUCAACCAAGUGUCAAUUGUUGAGGCAAAAGGCGCACAAGAAACGUUUUUCCCUUCCGACUUCAUCGUUAGACGGAGCUCCACGAAAGGGGACCUGUUCCACCUGCAAACAGUAACUGACCCCCGCGUGCGUGCCAUCUGGAACUUCGGAUUUGCAAAUGAGCCCUUCGACAUGUUCAUGACAUACACCGACGCCAGUGGAAACAAGUGCCUAGCGAUGGUCUUCCGCCGCCCUAUGCGUCUUCAAAGUGGGGUCAAGGGAUGUUGCUGCGGUUGCCUCGGACAGGAGAUGCAGGUUGAAACCCCUGAUGGAACAACAAUAGCGUCCAUCGUUGAGGACAAUACAACGUGGGGAACCUCCCUCACUAUCCGCGACGCCAGUGGAAUGCCGAUACUAAAAGUUAUUGGCCCUGCCCUACCUCCUUACUGUUGCUGCAAUUGUUGCUGCAAAUGUUGCUACGCUCUCGCCACAUUCAAGGUGAAAUCAAUGGCAGGAACUCCACUUGGCGAGAUAAAGACGGACGGAUACCAUUACGUCGAUUUGUCGUUCCCCACGGACCUGGAUGUACACCUGAAAAGCACUUUGAUUGGCUGCGGAUUUUUAAUCUGGUGCAUGUUCCACCCAGACGGAUGCAUUAUGCACGCGUGUCUGGAGCUUCUGGUGGGAUGCCUCCUUUGCAAUUUCUUUUGUCAGAGAUACGGCCGUGCCUUUGAAAUCUUCACUUGAUGGUUCAUCUACGAGAGGUGGAAUUUUGUUGUGGUGGAAACAGCAAAAUUAUUCGCUGCAAAUUAAUCACUGCAACAACGUCGUGGACUAUGCGCCACAGACCCAAAGUAGAUACCGCUGCUACAAUGCACGUCUACACAGGUCUUCACGUGAGAUGUUUACCGCUUGGAGGGACGAUACAUGACGUCCAUUAUGUCCUCCACGAAGCAAUAAAUGAACUGCGUCCGUAGAUAAGACGAACCAUUGAAAGGAUUUAGUUUAGGGAAAGUUACUCAAGGAACCCACGGUGUGAUAGUAUGUGCGCCGCUACAUUGAACAGCGCGCUACUUGAUGCAUUGUAUCGCAAUUAAAGAGAUACUGCUACUGUUCCGUAA
This is a messenger RNA of Ornithodoros turicata, 1407 nucleotides long. Its product is annotated as phospholipid scramblase 3-like. Gene Ontology annotation, biological process: plasma membrane phospholipid scrambling. Gene Ontology annotation, cellular component: plasma membrane. Bases 479 to 1033 code for a protein of 184 amino acids. The record is from RefSeq and is a predicted model, not a curated record. Lineage: Eukaryota; Metazoa; Arthropoda; Arachnida; Ixodida; Argasidae. The transcript has 8 exons. Gene Ontology annotation, molecular function: phospholipid scramblase activity.